This is a messenger RNA of Mesorhabditis spiculigera, 534 nucleotides long. Lineage: Eukaryota; Metazoa; Nematoda; Chromadorea; Rhabditida; Rhabditidae. The record is from the annotation of a GenBank genome assembly.
AUGCAGCAACCCGAUCUGAGCUUCAUCGGGACGGAUAUCGAUCUAAAGAAUAAGGCCACGCACUUCCUCUCCGAUUUUGCCCUCCAAUCCGAGGAGGCCAUUCUGCGAGCCGAACGCAGCCUCGACGCCAUCGACUUGAAACUGGAGAUCCUUGAGACGAAGAUCAGGAAAUUUCCUACGCCCACCUCCUCCGAAGCCCCGUCCACUUCAAAUGGCACCACCAACGGCGUGCCGCCCGUCAUCGUGGUCCAAGAACACAAGGAUGGACACCCGGCCCCGCAACCAGCUGAAGCUGCCCCUGAGAAGGUAGAAACUGCGGAACGUGCAAAGUUGACCAAUCCGCUGUUGGAGAAGUAUCUAAAAAUGCUGAAAUUGGGUAUCCCACGCGGGGCCGUCGAGCAGAAAAUGUUGACGGAAGGGCUGGAUCCAGCGCUGCUUGACCCCUCGGCCCACACUGCCGCUGUAGCGCCUCCGCCAGCCAGCCAAUCAGAUGAUGACACCUCGGAUGAAGCAUCUUCGUUCUCGGAUUCGGAU